Aureobasidium musti is the source of this 1272-nucleotide messenger RNA. NCBI's taxonomy places the organism in Eukaryota, Fungi, Ascomycota, Dothideomycetes, Dothideales, Saccotheciaceae. The record is from the annotation of a GenBank genome assembly.
AUGAUUUCGGGCAUCCUCGUUUUCAAUCAGAAGGGCGAGAACCUCAUCUUUCGCGCCUUCCGUAACGACUGCCGGCCCCGUCUCGCCGAUGUCUUUCGCAUCCAGGUCAUCUCCAACCCUCUGGUUCGCUCGCCCAUCUUGACCCUUGGUUCCACUACAUUCAGCCAUGUCAAGCACGAGAACAUCUUCAUCGUCGCCGUCACAAAGGGCAAUGCCAAUGCUGCCCUGGUCUUUGAGUUCCUGUACCGCUUGAUCCAGCUUGGCCGCUCCUAUUUCGCCAAAUUCGACGAGGAGGCUGUUAAGAACAACUUUGUCUUGAUCUACGAACUGCUCGAUGACACUCUCAAGAUGUACAUUACCACCGAAGGUGUCAAGUCUGAGAGGAACCUCGUCGACUCAUCCAAGAUCACAAUGCAAGCCACCGGUGCCAUGUCCUGGAGACGAGACAACAUCAAGUACCGCAAGAACGAAGCCUUUGUCGACGUUAUCGAAGAUGUGAACCUCCUCAUGUCCGCCAAUGGAACCGUCCUACGUGCCGAUGUCAAUGGUCAGAUCGAAAUGCGCGCUUAUCUCUCUGGUACUCCUGAAUGCAAGUUUGGCCUUAACGACCGUCUCACACUCGGCGAGGAAGCUCUGGCCUCACCUUCGGGAAACAUGGCCGGCACAAAGGCCACAAAGGCUGCCGCUGGCAGUGUCACCCUCGAAGAUUGUCAAUUCCACCAGUGCGUGCGUCUGGGCAAAUUCGACACCGACAGGACAAUCUCCUUUAUUCCUCCCGAUGGUAGCUUUGAGCUAAUGCGAUACCGUGCUACCGAGAACAUCAACUUGCCCUUCAAGGUGCAUGCCAUUGUCAAUGAGAUUGGAAAGACAAAGGUCGAGUACAGCAUCGCCAUCAAGGCAAACUAUGGCUCGAAGCUCUUCGCCACAAACGUUGUCAUUCGAAUCCCAACUCCUCUCAAUACUGCUUCCAUCACCGAACGAACGUCCCAAGGAAAGGCCAAGUACGAGCCAGAACACAACAACAUUGUCUGGAAGAUUGCUCGCUUCACUGGUGGCUCCGAAUAUGUACUAAGCGCUGAAGCUCAACUGACUUCUAUGACCAACCAAAAGGCUUGGAGUAGACCGCCGUUGAGUCUGAACUUUUCGCUGCUCAUGUUCACAAGUUCGGGCUUGUUAGUGAGAUAUCUCAAAGUCUUCGAAAAGAGUCAGUACAGCAGUGUCAAGUGGGUACGGUACAUGACCCGAGCGGGCAGUUAUGAGAUACGUUUCUGA